Messenger RNA from Pollicipes pollicipes, 2594 nucleotides. RefSeq lists its product as uncharacterized. The record is from RefSeq and is a predicted model, not a curated record. Gene Ontology annotation, biological process: intracellular signal transduction; cell redox homeostasis. NCBI's taxonomy places the organism in Eukaryota, Metazoa, Arthropoda, Thecostraca, Pollicipedomorpha, Pollicipedidae. Gene Ontology annotation, molecular function: electron transfer activity.
CUCGAUGCGUUCUGGGUGAACAUGUUGCCAGCGGCAGGUGCUGAGCCAGUGAAAGCAUAGCUUUCUCUUAAACUAGUUUGUCGAGGGCAGUGACAAGGACAGUAACUAUUCUACCGCAAGCUUCCCAUGGCCAUGCCAUUCUGUUGCCUCACGGUCACGUCUUUUAUAUUUAAAAUAGCUUUUUAAGCAGUAAUGAUGUGGAACCAACUGCUGUCAGGACUUCUAAUGUUCUUUCGACUGCGCCGUGCCGCCGCCACAGCCGCCAUGAUGAUCAAGGGUACCGUGGUGGUGUACUCGAUCCCGGCCUGCCCGCACUGCCGCACGGCCAAGGCCACGCUGGCCUCACGCGGCCUGAGCUACGUGGACGUGAACAUGGAGCAGCACCCGCAGCUGCGACCCUGGCUCCGCGAGACCACCGGCAAGACGAGCGUGCCGCAGAUCUUCUUCAACCGGCACUACGUGGGUGGCAACAGCGACCUGCAGAAGCUGAACAUCGAGUCGGAGCUGGACCUGGCGGCGGCCGCCUACUUGGAGACGGACGACGGCGUGUGCGUGGAGCCGGCCAAGGCACAGGUGCACCUCUCCACCCUGCUCAAGUGGUAUCGCUCCGACUUCGGCGACACGGACGAACAGGUGCUGCGCUGGGUGCUGAAGCAUCUCUCCGGCGACAAGGCCGCCAGGCUGGAGCAGCUGCUGCAGGCCGGUGGCUACAAGGUGAUCUACAUCCCGUACGACUGGACCAACAACGCCAAGUAGCGGCCAAGCGGGACUGGCGCCGGCGCCACGUGCCGGAGUGUCACCGGCGGCUGCCGAGAGGGCUCGGGAGGCCGCGAGUCGGCCAGGCGCGUCAGUCGACACAGCUAGGCGGUCCCCGCCGACGGUCGCUUGCGCCGGCACGUCACGGCCCUCACCAGGCACGAUAUCGGCCCUAAUCAGGACGAACCGUCGUGCGGGGUUCGUCUCUGAUGCGUAGCUCGCCGACAGGGCCUUGCAUCUGUUGUCUGCGUGUCACGAAAUUGAAUGAUUUUCAAUCAAAAGUGGAAGCUAGAGUAGUGCAGAAGCACCAGAAAAUCACCUGAGCUAUGUGUCACAGACUAUCCUCAGGGGUAGUGGCGCGGUCGUAGACAGAAGCUGAAACGGCCAACUCAUUCCACCUGGGAAUUGGCUGCAUUUGAGGGCCAGGCCGUAUGAAGCGUCGCCUGUAAUUGUGACAGGAUUAUGUACGAGGUCCCUGCACGACAAGCCGUCACGUCGAAUGGCUAUGUAUAAUUUCGCGCUCCCCGUUCGGGCGGUACUUCGUAAGGUUAGGACGGUUAAAAUGAAACUAUUGCCCAACGUUCGCGUUCACGACAAAACGGCGACGUAAACCGCGGCGUCAUCGAUGUCACUGACGUGUUGGAGCGCACGGAUCGGUGGGCAUCUGUAAGUGCGUCUACCUGCAGGCCUGUCCAAUCUGUGGAACUUUUUAGCACAUAUUCUCCAUUCAACCACUAACGCGCGACCUAGCACUAUAAUGUCGCACGGCUUCAGAGCUUUGGUGAUUAUAGUAGACGCUGGUGACGUCACGGUAUCCCGAUAACAAUAUAACAGAGCCGCAGGGCCAUGGUCCGCGCCGUCUCAAGACAACAGAGCCGCAGGGCCAUGGUCCGCGCCGUCUCAAGACAACAGAGCCGCAGGGCCAUGGUCCGCGCCGUCUAAUUGAGGUGUUUCGUUCUGAGCUAUGUGCGUAAUAAGUUAUUUUGUGUCGGCGAAUAUUGCUGCUGUGGUUUGGCGCUUGAAUGCUACCAAAGAUGUGAACAUUGCGGGUUGAUGUGGGUUGAUUGCCAUGUUCUCGGGUGUUCAUGUUUGAGCCGUCCGAAGGGUGCUAAUAUAUGCUAACAAUCCAGGCUAGUGCGUCAUGAAUACGGGGAGGUUAUUUUUGUUGAUUAGAUUUUGUCCGUUGUCGACCCGUUUUCUUAACCAACAGCUGUCGUGUUUCUGUGACUGAAUGUCUCCGCGUGCCUAUCGGACCAUUGAGCAUCGUCCACUGUAGGAAAUCAAUGUUCUUUCACUCGAGCCAAGGUAUUGCGACAUGUAGCCUGCCAGGUAGUCUCUUCGUUUUCGCGUAUUGAACCUUUUUUGGCUCUGAAUUAAUGCUGAGUUAGUCAGUGUUGUUGUUUGCUGGGUUGCUAUGAUGACGCGCUCCCGCCCAGGCCGUCCCAGUCGUGUGCACUGCCCACAAUGGGUCGGGGUCGCCUGAUCGGUGCAUUUUGGUGCAACGACAAGCGCGCACCGGCUUCACAGCGCUCCGGAGCGGCAGAAUUCGUGCCUUUAACGUGAGAGCAGUCGCCCUCAUCCUUCUUAGCCCAGCUUAACAGCGUCAUGUGACAAUAACUGAACCGGUGCCGUUUUUACGCUGGCUGUCCGUUCUAUACACAGUGCCUCCCGUGUUGCACCUGCGCAACAAGGCCAUUGGUGCGUGUGUUCGCUUCUGGUAAACUGGCUGGUGUUUACUGCGCUUCAGCAUCUAUCGAUAUUGCUACAAACGUACCCGCUGGUUUUGGGACGCUGUGUUUUACUUUCUUACGGGAGCAAAUACACCAACGUACAUAUUC